AUGGCUACAAAAAAAGUAGCAUUUAUUCGUAUAGAUGAAGACUACAUUGACAUGUUUUUGAGUCCUUAUGAAAAUUUAUCACCCCAACAACAAAACAAAGACAUGUUAAUGCCUCUUCAUCAGCUUCCUUACAAUGCCAACACCCCUUUUGGUUUUGUAAGAUCACAGCCUCUCAGUUUCAGUUCUUGUGAUUCAAAUCCAUCUGAAUAUCUACUUCAAUCUUCCACUAAAUCAAAGGAACAUUGGUUAAAGAAGUUGAAACAUUGUAGGAAAUUCUUGCUGGUUCAAAAGCUCAACUCUUACAAAGCUUACUUGAAGUCUUUGUUUACAAAAACUGCGUUGAACAAACCGAAAUAUGGUGAAAACGGCGUCGCUAACCAAAACAGAAGAUCUUCUUCAUCUUCGUAUUUUUCAAUUGAUUUGAAUUCUGAGAUGGAAGAUUCCAUUUUGGGAGCUAUCGCGCAUUGUAAACAGUCUCAACAAGGGAAUGGUUCAAACAAAGAUUCACAUGCAUGA
This is a messenger RNA of Lathyrus sativus (Indian pea), 516 nucleotides long. NCBI's taxonomy places the organism in Eukaryota, Viridiplantae, Streptophyta, Magnoliopsida, Fabales, Fabaceae. The record is from the annotation of a GenBank genome assembly.